Molecule: messenger RNA, 450 nt
Organism: Aspergillus luchuensis
Lineage: Eukaryota; Fungi; Ascomycota; Eurotiomycetes; Eurotiales; Aspergillaceae
Exons: 3
Coding region: 1-450 (149 amino acids)
Source: RefSeq, a predicted model, not a curated record
AUGGGGUUAUCACAGCUAAAUCAAGUUCUCAUUCUGAGUUCCUCACAUAACGAGAUCAUCCCCUUAUCGUAUCCACCGACGGUCGUCGUGCGCGCUCAUCCAGAUAUGGCGAAAUUCUCAGCUAAGGUGGUCAAAGAAUUCGCGCAAGGUAUCCCAUGGAGCAAAGUCAUCAAAAAAGCCGCAAAUGUCGAUCGAGGACAACGCGUCUUCCCCAGCCGGACUCCCAAAAACGACGCGAAAUCCAAUUUGCGAUUCGACAAAGGCUCGGUGGUUGAUGGGAAGCAUGAAUUGAUCCUCCAAGCCAACAAGAAUGCUGAAAAUGCGGGUGUGAAAGCUGCAGCUGCUGAGGACAGCCAUAAGAUCUGGGCCAAAAUUCUUGUUGAUCCCGAAAAUCCGAAUGAGAAUCAGGCUGUGGAGGAUCUUCUUGAAUCCUUCAAGGAAACGGAGUGA